Messenger RNA from Closterium sp. Yama58-4, 582 nucleotides. Lineage: Eukaryota; Viridiplantae; Streptophyta; Zygnematophyceae; Desmidiales; Closteriaceae. The record is from the annotation of a GenBank genome assembly.
AUGCAAAAAGCGCCGACGGCGGGGCUCGAUCCCGAGAUCGUUCAGGCGCUACCGACCGUUACUUUCUCCCGCGAAAAACUUCACGACGGCUGCUGCGAGAGCUUUCGCGAGUGCGCGGUGUGCCUUGGCGAGUAUGAGGAUGGGGAAUGUAUCAAGACUCUACCGUCCUGCGGACACAGAUUUCACGCCACGUGUAUCGACAUAUGGUUUUGCGCGCAUACCACGUGUCCCAUCUGCCGAUUCAAUCUGAAGCCCCCGAAACCUCCGGGCCAGCAGGAAGACUCUCAGGGUCCGGAGACGGAUGCAGGCGAUUCAGGCGAUUCAAGCGAGAGACAUGCGACGGCUAACGACGAGGUGGAUGCGUCGGCGACAGUGAAUGAGACAACAGCGAAUAGCGUUAGCAUUCAGAAUGAUACGAGUUUGGAUGAUUCGAGGAGGAGGAAGGAGUUGAGGCGGUUUUUAGGGGUGACAGAUGAGGAGGAGGAUUUUGGGUUGAAAGAGGGGAGGGUUGAUUGGGAGGUGGGGUUGGAAGGAGGGGAGAGCAGUGGAGGUGACAGAUUGUGUGUUAGAAUCGAGGUAUAA